CAGAUAUUUUUUGAGUGCCUACUAUGUGCCAGCCUGUGCUAGGCACUGGGGACACCAGUGGAAAACCCCGACGUGUUCCCUGCUCUCCUGGUGCUCAUCACCCUGUGAGAGUUAUGUCAUGCUCAGAACAGCAGAGGGCUCCAUGAGGAUUCAUAGAAGAUGCCCCGCCUCUUGGCGCCUUUGGUGCUGCUUCCGGCGUGGCUCAUGAUGGUCGCCUGCAGCCCCCACUCCCUGAGGAUCGCUGCGAUCUUGGAUGACCCCAUGGAGUGCAGCAGAGGGGAGCGGCUCUCCAUCACUCUGGCCAAGAACCGCAUCAACCGUGCUCCCGAGAGGCUGGGCAAGGCCAAAGUCGAAGUGGACAUCUUUGAGCUUCUCAGAGACAGCGAGUACGAGACUGCAGAAACCAUGUGUCAGAUCCUCCCCAAAGGGGUGGUUGCCGUCCUGGGACCAUCUUCCAGCCCGGCCUCCAGCUCCAUCAUCAGCAACAUCUGUGGGGAGAAGGAGGUCCCUCAUUUCAAAGUGGCCCCCGAGGAGUUUAUCAAGUUCCAGUUCCAGAGGUUCACAACUCUGAACCUCCACCCCAGCAACACCGACAUCAGCGUGGCUGUCGCUGGGAUCCUGAACUUCUUCAACUGCACCACCGCCUGCCUCAUCUGUGCCAAAGCAGAAUGCCUUUUAAACCUAGAGAAGCUGCUCCGGCAGUUCCUCAUCUCCAAGGACACACUGUCAGUCCGGAUGCUGGACGACACCCGGGACCCCACCCCACUCCUCAAGGAGAUCCGCGACGACAAGACGGCCACCAUCAUCAUCCACGCCAACGCCUCCAUGUCCCACACCAUACUGCUGAAGGCAGCUGAACUAGGGAUGGUGUCAGCCUAUUACACAUACAUCUUCACUAAUCUGGAGUUCUCGCUCCAGAGGAUGGACAGCCUCGUCGAUGAUCGUGUCAACAUCCUAGGAUUUUCCAUUUUCAACCAGUCACAUGCGUUCUUCCAAGAGUUUGCCCAGAGCCUCAACCAGUCCUGGCAGGAGAACUGUGACCAUGUGCCCUUCACCGGGCCUGCGCUCUCCUCGGCCCUGCUGUUUGACGCCGCCUACGCUGUGGUGACCGCGGUGCAGGAGCUGAACCGGAGCCAGGAGAUCGGUGUGAAGCCCCUGUCCUGCGGCUCGGCCCAGAUCUGGCAACACGGCACCAGCCUUAUGAACUACCUGCGCAUGGUAGAAUUGGAAGGUCUCACCGGCCACAUUGAAUUCAACAGCAAAGGCCAGAGGUCCAACUAUGCCUUGAAAAUCCUACAGUUCACAAAGAAUGGUUUCCAGCAGAUCGGCCAGUGGCACGUGGCAAAUGGCCUCAGCAUGGACAGCCGCCUCUACGCCUCCAACAUCUCCGACAGUCUCUUCAACACCACCCUGGUUGUCACCACCAUCCUGGAAAACCCGUAUCUAAUGCUGAAGGGGAACCACCAGGAGAUGGAAGGCAAUGACCGCUACGAGGGCUUCUGUGUGGACAUGCUCAAGGAGCUGGCGGAGAUCCUGCGGUUCAACUACAAGAUCCGCCUGGUCGGGGAUGGAGUGUACGGUGUUCCUGAGGCCAAUGGCACCUGGACAGGAAUGGUCGGGGAGCUGAUCGCUAGGAAGGCAGAUCUGGCAGUGGCAGGCCUCACCAUCACUGCCGAACGCGAGAAGGUGAUUGAUUUCUCCAAGCCAUUCAUGACUCUGGGAAUUAGCAUUCUUUAUCGAGUUCAUAUGGGACGCAAACCUGGCUACUUCUCCUUCCUGGACCCAUUUUCUCCCGGCGUCUGGCUCUUCAUGCUUCUCGCCUAUCUGGCUGUCAGCUGCAUCCUCUUCCUUGUGGCUCGGUUGACCCCCUACGAGUGGUACAGCCCCCACCCUUGCGCCCAGGGCCGGUGCCGCCUCCUGGUGAACCAGUACUCCCUUGGCAACAGCCUCUGGUUUCCAGUCGGGGGCUUCAUGCAGCAGGGCUCCGCCAUCGCCCCUCGAGCCUUGUCCACCCGCUGUGUCAGUGGCGUCUGGUGGGCAUUCACGCUGAUCAUCAUCUCAUCCUACACGGCCAACCUGGCAGCCUUCCUGACCGUGCAGCGCAUGGAUGUGCCCAUUGAGUCAGUGGAUGACCUGGCUGAUCAGACCGCCAUUGAGUACGGCACAAUUCACGGAGGCUCCAGCAUGACCUUCUUCCAAAAUUCCCGCUAUCAGACCUACCAGCGUAUGUGGAACUACAUGUAUUCCAAGCAGCCGAGUGUGUUUGUGAAGAGCACAGAGGAGGGAAUCGCCAGGGUGUUGAAUUCCAACUACGCCUUCCUUCUGGAGUCCACCAUGAAUGAGUACUAUCGGCAGCGAAACUGCAACCUCACUCAGAUUGGGGGCCUGCUGGACACCAAGGGCUAUGGGAUUGGCAUGCCAGUCGGUUCGGUUUUCCGAGACGAGUUCGAUCUAGCCAUUCUCCAGCUGCAGGAGAACAACCGCCUGGAAAUUCUGAAGCGCAAAUGGUGGGAAGGAGGCAGAUGUCCCAAGGAGGAAGAUCACAGAGCCAAAGGACUGGGAAUGGAGAAUAUUGGUGGAAUCUUUGUGGUUCUUAUUUGUGGCUUAAUCGUGGCCAUUUUUAUGGCUAUGUUGGAGUUUUUAUGGACUCUCCGACACUCAGAAGCUACCGAGGUGUCCGUGUGCCAGGAGAUGGUGACUGAGCUGCGCAGCAUCAUCCUGUGUCAGGACAGCGUCCACCCCCGCCGGCGGCGCUCGGGGAUCCCGCCGCCCCGGCCCCCGGCGCCCGAGGAGCGCCGGCCCCGGGGCACCGCGACGCUCAGCAACGGCAAGCUGUGCGGGGCCGGGGAGCCCGACCAGCUGGCGCAGAGACUGGCCCAGGAGGCCGCCCUGGUGGCCCGCGUGCACACACAUCCGGGUGUGCCCCGAGUGCCGCCGGUUCCAGGGCCUGCGGGCGCGGCAGUCGCCGGCGCGCAGCGACGAGAGCCUGGAGUGGGACAAGGCCACCAACAGCAGCGAGCCCGAGUAGCCGCCGCGCCGCUCCGGACUGGGGACCCGGCACCUUCACCCAGAGAGCAAAGGGCCGGAGGCAGCGCGCUGGCGCGGGAGCUGCGGCCGCCGGAGACGUGCGCCCGGGGGGCGAGGGCCCGCCUCCCUGCCCGCCCCGACGACCCCCUUCUCGGGUGGGCCUUUCCCCCCGCCCAGAGUCCGGGGUGGGGGUCCCUGCCCGACCCGGCCCGGUGAACCUGUGGGUUCAUCAGCGCGAUUUCCCCCUAGGAAGGGGCAACUGUACCCUGGGUCUAGUUCUUACAGGAAAACAAAACAACAAUUAAACUCAACAGGGAAGUUUUUCUUUUCUGGCUUUGUAUAUCUUUGUGAAUGUUCUUUCUGUUCGUUUCCCCCUUCUCUCCGUCCUCCGUUUUUCUUUGUGGUCUUCUCAAUUCUGGUCAUUUGUUUUGUUUUUUUCCGGAGCGGGAGGCUGGGCUAGGAAAUGGAAGUCCCAUUAAUCCCUGUUCCUUUUUCCUAAAUUUUAGGAUGGGGAGCGGCCAACGCAGCAGAUUUCAGGCUCUGAGCUCUCCUUUCUGUGUGGUGAUUGGGGGCACCAGGGAGUGUAGGAGAAGGUCUUGGGAACAAUAAGGUGGAGAGUCUCACAUAAAAGUCCAUUCAUUUUUAAAAUGCCAAAAACCAAUUCACUUGUAGCCCUCGCAGAGACCUUGAAAUGCCUGGGGUUUCAGGGGUUAAUAUGUUUUCUUUGCUUGUGCUUUUUCUGCCUUGCACUGUCAUUGAGUUUCAUUUGGUCUCUUGUGAAUGUGAUCUCUGAAGAAGAGAGACAGGAGGAGAGCAGAGGCACAGAGUGUCCUGGGGCCUUGCUUAAGGAGCAGAAAGUGGAGAUGCAAUUUUCCCACACCACAGCCCGGGCCUCCAGUGGAACGUGCUGCUCACAGCCGAGGUGGUGUGGAGCCACCGUGUCAGUAGGGUGCAUAUUUCGUCAGCUUCAUCUCUUUUUAACCAAACUCAGUAGCUAGCUGCCUAUGAAGCCAGACCCCCAAAGCUAUCAUGGAUUGAGUGAUUUCUUGCUGUUUGACAUGAGACCCAGAUGCAAGUGUCUGUGUGUACAUGUGUGUGUAAGUGGGUGUGUGCCUGUGUGUAUGUGUUUAUUAAAUGGAAAGACCUUACGUAAUCAAGAACGCGCCAGGUUCCUGGGAGAGCGGUGGAGUCUAAGCCAAAUCACAGGCCUGGAAACUACAAACUCUUUGAGUCCUAACCUCAGCUUGUGCAGUAGCCCCCUUGUGUGAGUUUAGGGAAAGCAUUUAGCUUCUCUUCCAUCUACAAAAUCAAGAGUUACUGAUGCUUCCCAGGCUAUCAGGUGACUGCUACUACCGCUCUGCUUGUGAGAUGUUUGUAGGAUCCGGCCCCCUCCUCUGAUGGGAGGGUGAGGCUUCCCAGUGAGGCUGACCUUUGCUUGGCUUCACCCAUUGGGAGUUUGAUGCAGAGGGUUUUCUAAAUUCUAUGCAAUUUCUGAUUGUCCACUUAGAAAAUUCAGAGGGAGAGAGAAAUAAACAGCCGCUUCCACCACCACCACGACCACCACCUUGAAUCGAAUUGUCCUCAUCUUGUUUCUGAUCCGAGUGUACUAAAAUAAAAGAUGUGUUUGGAAGAUGA
Molecule: messenger RNA, 4662 nt
Organism: Manis javanica (Malayan pangolin)
Lineage: Eukaryota; Metazoa; Chordata; Mammalia; Pholidota; Manidae
Gene: GRIK4
Product: glutamate ionotropic receptor kainate type subunit 4
Biological process (GO): monoatomic ion transport
Cellular component (GO): membrane
Molecular function (GO): signaling receptor activity; ligand-gated monoatomic ion channel activity
Source: RefSeq, a predicted model, not a curated record